Penicillium daleae is the source of this 1122-nucleotide messenger RNA. RefSeq names its product WD40 repeat domain-containing protein. NCBI's taxonomy places the organism in Eukaryota, Fungi, Ascomycota, Eurotiomycetes, Eurotiales, Aspergillaceae. Gene Ontology annotation, molecular function: ubiquitin binding. Gene Ontology annotation, biological process: mitotic spindle assembly checkpoint signaling. The transcript is spliced from 3 exons. Gene Ontology annotation, cellular component: mitotic checkpoint complex; kinetochore; bub1-bub3 complex. Bases 1 to 1122 code for a protein of 373 amino acids. The record is from RefSeq and is a predicted model, not a curated record.
AUGGCCCGCUACUCUGCAACAACCGCAUUAGCCGUCGAGAUGUCGUCAAAUCAAUUCACUGUGGCGUCGCCACCUACGGAUGCCAUCUCCGCUUUAAAGUUCUCGCCAGACCCCAACUCGACGCGGAUCGUUGUUUCGUCAUGGGACAAGAACGUAUAUCUUUACGACCUCCGAGAUGAGAACGGUGUUGUAGGUGAGGGGAAGCUUCUCCAAAAGUUUGAGCACCGUGCCCCAGUCCUGGAUGUCUGUUUCGGCGAGACUGAGAACGAGAUCUAUACCGCGGGCCUGGAUUGGGAUGUGCGGAAAAUUGACCUAAACACAUCGGAACAAACCGUCAUGAGCAGCCACGAAGCGGGCGUACGCAACGUCGUCUACAGCCGCGAACACAACCUCAUCAUCUCCGGCUCUUGGGACUCAACCCUCCACGUGCACCGCCCUGACGCCGGCUCCAACACCCAAUCCAUUCCCACUACCAUCCCACUCCCCUCAAAGCCCUUCUCCCUAUCUCUCACACCCACCAAGCUGGUGGUGGCCAUGGCGUCGCGCGCCCUGCACAUCUACGAUCUGAAGGCAUUAGCUCUUCUCACCGCACAGGCAGACAGCGACACCACCAACGGCAACACAGUGGAGCUUGAGCCAUGGCAACGGCGGGAGAGUAGUUUGAAGUUUAUGACGCGGUGUGUCGCCUGCAUGCCCGAUGAUGCUGGGUACGCUUCGUCCAGUAUCGAGGGCCGCGUGGCGGUGGAAUGGUUCGACCCCUCUCCCGAGUCCCAGGCCCGCAAGUACGCGUUCAAGUGUCACCGUCAGACUGCCGAGGAUGGCGUCGAUGUAGUCUACCCGGUCAAUGCACUUGCGUUUCACCCUAUUUACGGCACGUUUGCGUCUGGUGGUGGUGACGGGGUUGUGGCGCUGUGGGAUGGAAUCUCCAAGCGCCGUAUCCGUCAGUACCAGAAGUAUCCCUCCAGUGUGGCUGCGCUCGAGUUCAGUGGUAACGGCAAGUAUCUGGCCAUUGCGCUUAGCCCUGGCUUUGAGGAUGGUAAGGAUGAUGUUCCUGAGGGGGUGGUGAAGAUUAUUGUGAAGGAGCUGGGCGAGACAGAAGCCAAGGGCAAGGGAGCGAAGUAG